AUGACUAGUGCUGUUCACGAUUAUACAUACUCUGUUCAAGUUAAGAGUCGCUUUGACUUGUUUGCAAAAGAUGACUACAAUGGUGAGGACCCAGAUGUCCUUUUGACGAGGCUUCGGACUCAGAAGCGCGAAAGAAAGUCGUCUGCGAAGGAGGCUUCCGAAAAAGCCUCUCAAGAUGUUCUCGAGCCUAUCCAGAAGGAGACUCAAGCUCCCCGCAAUGAUCGCCGUGGAGCUGAUCAGAAAGCCUCCCUACGUGAUGCCUCUGGUAACAUACGAGGUCGCGCCGCCCCUCGUGGUCGCGGUGUUUCCGCGCGCAACAAGGCCCCUAAGUUCGGUGGUCAGCGUGUGUUUGAUCGUCACUCUGGGUCCGAUAAGACCGGUGUCAAGGCAGUUAUGAAGAAGGACGGACACGGAACUGGUAACUGGGGCACGUUGGAAGAUGAACUUGAAGCUCAGAUGGCCGAAGUUGUUCCCGAACCCACUACUGAGGAGGAGGCUCCAGCGGAGGAAGUAAAGUCAGCUGAGUCCACUCCUACUGAGCAGAUUCAGGAACCAGUCGACGAACGUCCUAAGACUUUGACAUUGAGGGAAUAUCGUGAGCAACUGAGAGCAUCAAAGGCAAAGGUACAGUUGACCACUAAGGGAGAACGCCGUCCAAAUGAUGGAAAAAACGUAUUUUCCGACAUGGUGGAAGUUCAUAAAUCAAAGCCUCUGGAACCGAAGGUUGAGCUGGUUUUAGAAGAUAAACCUCAGAUUGAGGAAGAGGCUAAAACAGUCGUUUUUGAGUUUGGACGCGGGAGACCUACGCCUCGAGGACGUGCAGGGCGUCCGUUUGGAUCUAGUGAAUUUCGAGGUCGUGGUUCAGGACCUCGCGCUGAUCGGCAGUCGCGGGAAGAACUACAAGCCCAGCCCGCGGAGCAGACAGAACAACAAUCGCAAGAGUCGCCCGACAGCAGUGAACCAUCUGGACAACCCAGGGAAAGGUCAGCGCCGCGUGGAGGUCGUCGAGGUGAAAGAGUCUUUCGCGGUGGGAGUCGUGGGCGCGGUUUCAUACCCCGCGUUGGUUUUAACGCUGAGCGCGGCCGUGGAAGAGGUGGUGGCCCGGGUGGCGAUCGUCCGAGUUUCCGUGGCGGUGAUCGUCCGAGUUUUCGCGGUGGCGAGAGGGGCGGAGGUCGCGGAAUGCGCGGAGGCGGACCGCGUGGCGGAGGGGUUGCAGCUAACGUUGGCGGCGGCGGCGGAUUUAGGCGCGGUCGUGGGGCGUUCGACGGUCCUCAAGAGGCUCGUGGAGGUACCAGGGGUGGAUUGCGUGCUCCUACAAAUACUGCACCCUCGAUGGACAGUGAUGCGGAUUUUCCCGCUCUCAAUUCCAAAGUCUCUACCAUUAUCCACGAGGCUGCCAUUACGUGCUGCACGAGCCAAGUCUGA
This is a messenger RNA of Echinococcus granulosus, 1425 nucleotides long. RefSeq names its product Plasminogen activator inhibitor 1 RNA-binding protein. The transcript is spliced from 4 exons. Gene Ontology annotation, molecular function: RNA binding. The record is from RefSeq and is a predicted model, not a curated record. Gene Ontology annotation, cellular component: cytoplasm; nucleus. Bases 1 to 1425 code for a protein of 474 amino acids. Lineage: Eukaryota; Metazoa; Platyhelminthes; Cestoda; Cyclophyllidea; Taeniidae.